Molecule: messenger RNA, 8515 nt
Organism: Globicephala melas (long-finned pilot whale)
Lineage: Eukaryota; Metazoa; Chordata; Mammalia; Artiodactyla; Delphinidae
Gene: FBF1
Product: Fas binding factor 1
Biological process (GO): establishment of epithelial cell polarity; cilium assembly
Cellular component (GO): ciliary basal body; centriole; ciliary transition fiber
Source: RefSeq, a predicted model, not a curated record
AUGGAGGGGCGGGGAGUCUCGAGACCGAGGGGGUGAUUCCGGGAGGGCGCUAACUAAGGGGCGGCCUCGGGAUCUUAAAACGCCUGGCACGAAGUUGGCUGAGCAGAUGCAAUGACGCGAUGGUCUUUGUGGCCCUGAGGCCUUUGCAAUGCUCCCUUAGAAAUUCCCACGGUCUGGGAGGCUGGAAGAGGAUCGCUAGGAGAUGGCAGACGCCCCUGGAUGUGAUAAGAGACAAAACGUGUUGAGACUUGUAGGCCGUGAACAUUGCAUUACAGAGAAAGAGAAACACAACCAUUCAGAGUGGCCCCUAUACAGUAACCUCACAUAAACUUUGCAUUCUAAUAACAGGACAGGCCGACACCAGAGAACUAGAGAGGCCCACCUCCCACUCCUUUCUUCCAAGCUGUGCCAAAGGGAGGAUGAGCCUGAUGGGCAGAAUUCGAAUGAGCUGGACAGCGCUGUGAAGGAGCUGCAGGCAGCCCCCAGAGCCUUGAGAUGGCACCAAAAACCAAGAAGGGAUUGAAAGGUUCCAUCGAUGAUGUCCUUGGUGACCUCCUGGGAGAUGAGACGACACCGCCUGAGAAGCCUGUUAAACUAGCUUCACGUGCCAGAGACGCCACAGGUGCAGCUCAGGCGCUCCCUCCCUCAAGGGCUAGAGCAAAGUCCCUCUUGGAAGAUGAUGCCUUCAGCACCAGGGCAGGCCUGGCAGGAGCUGAUGCUGAGGUUUCAGACAUCUCCGAUGCAGACCCGCAGGCUCUGCUCCAGGCCAUGAAGGAUCUGGAUGAAAUGGAUGCUGACCUCCUGGGUCUGAAGAAGUCUAAUCUAGCCUCAAGCAAAAGGUCUGCAAAGGGUUCUGGGAAAGAAGAGCAGCCUAGUCCUCAUAAACCUGCUGGUGUGUUAACAGCCAAUGAGAAACGAGAUGCCAUUCCCACCAAGAAGCUAUCUCCCUCUCCCACCAGCCUUGGGCAUCAGUACAGGAAGUUCUCCUUCGAAGACUUGGAAGACCCGUUGGCAGGACUUCUCUCUGAUGAUGAGGAAGGAAUCGCCAAGAAGCUGCCGGAGACGAAGAGUAAAACAGCUUCCGUAAAGAGCCCAGCCCCGGCCAGAGAUCAAGCGCCCUCUAUCACUCUAACUCCUGGGAACACUCCAGUCCGAAAGAAAGAAGAGUUGCUCUUUGACGAUGGGGACGACAUCAUGGCCACCCUGGGGUUUGGAGACAGUCCCAAAGCAGAGAGGAGGCACACGGGAGACCAGGAAGGGCCCCUCCCUGCCCGCUCCAAGCUGGAUGAGCUGCUGGGUCGGGGCACUGCCGCCAAACUCCUGGCCCGUCCGGGCACCAGGGAGCACAGGGAAUUCAAGCUGGACAAGAAGUAUCAGCGGCCACAGGACAAAGAAGACCCCGGGGGUGAUGAGAACUUCACCUUUGGGGCCUAUCAGCCCACCGUGGGCUCCUCCGAGGGCCGGCAGUCCCGCCGGCAGUCCGUCAGGUUCUUUGAAGGCGGCACAGACCCCAAGGGAGAACCAGGCUCCAGACAGAGCACCCCAGCAGCAUCCAGCCCUACCCAGCCCAGGAGGGGAGGUGCUGACUGGCUGGGCCUCAAGGACGAAGGCCUGGACCUGCUCCCUACCUCCCCGACCAGGGAGGCUCGGAGGGGCCCCCCUCCCGCCAGCCAGCAUUCUGCUCCCAGCCACCACUCUGCCCCGGCCGGGCUGCCCUCCUUGGGGGCACAGCCACCAACCGAGGGUACCGGUUCUCCUGCCGAAGGCAGCCAGCCUUCCCAGCCAGGAGCGUCUGGGAAGAAGGAGGAGGACUGGCUGAGCCAUGCCCUGUCUCGGAAGAAGUCCCAAGGUCUGUCCGGAGAGGAGCACGACGCAGCCUGUAAGGGCCAGCACUCGGUAGGGGCGCUGCCUUCCGACAGCCAGCCUACUGCCGGCACCCAAGGGCUCGAGCCAGCAGCCGCCGGGGGGACCCCAGGCACGGCAGCACCGAGGCCGCCUGCCCGGCCUGCCGCCUCAGGGUCCCCCGUGACUUGGAAGCCCGCUGCCUCGGCCCUCCACGCGGGUGACCCAAAGAGGGGAGCAGCCCCUGGAGAUUGCUCCGGCACUGAGCCUGCAAUUGGUUUCCCAAGCUCCCAGGAAGCCCCAGGGCUCUCUGUGCCUGUCCAGUCCCUGCUCCCAGAGUCCCUGGCCUGGAGCCUGCUGCCCGGCUCCGAGUACCAGCAGCAGCUUCUGACGGCACAGGCUCAGCUUCAGAGGGGCACUGCCGAGCUCCAGGCCGACCUCCUGCAGAGCCAGGCCCGGCUGGCGGAGCUCGAGGCCCAGGUGCGGAAGCUCGAGCUGGAGCGGACGCAGCACCUGCUGCUGCUGGAAAGUUUGCAGCAGAGGCACCAGGCAGACCUGGAGCUCAUCGACAGCGCCCACAGGAGCCGAGUCAAGGUGCUAGAAACAUCGUACCAGCAACGGGAAGAGCGUCUGCGGAGAGAGAACGAGGAGCUGUGUGCCCAGUAUCUGUCGCGCUGCCAGGAGGCUGAGCAGGCCCGCGCCGAGCUCACAGCCCAGCACCAGCGGCGCUUGGCGGCCACCGUGCAGGAGAAGGACCAGGAGAUGGAGCGGCUCCGGGAGCUGCAGCGGGCCUCCAUCCUGGAGAUGCGCAAGGACCACGAGGAGCAGCUGCAGCGGCUGAAGCUGCUGAAGGACCGGGAGAUCGACGCCGUCACCAGCGCCACCUCCCAUACGCGGUCCCUGAAUGGCAUCAUCGAGCAGAUGGAGAAGUUCUCCAGCAGCCUGCACGAGCUGUCCUCCCGCGUGGAGGCCUCGCACCUCAGCACUGCCCAGGAGCGGGAGCUGGGGAUCCGGCAGCGAGACGAGCAGCUCCGAGCGCUGCAGGAGAGGCUGAGCCGGCAGCAGCGGGACAUGGAGGAGGAGCGGGGCCGGCUGCAGGAGGUCAUCGGGAAGAUGGAGGCGCGCCUGGGCGAGCAGAGCCGGCUGCUGGAGCAGGAACGCUGGCGGGUGAACGCCGAGCAGUCCAAGGCCGAGUCCGCGCAGCGCGCUCUGGAGGAGCAGAGGAAGGUGGUGGCCCAGCAGAUGGCCGUGGAGCGGGAGGAGAUGGAGAGGGCCAGGAGUGCCCUGCUGGAGGAGCAGAAGUCCGUCAUGCACAAAUGUGGGGAGGAGCGGCGGCGCCUGGCGGCCGAGUGGGCCGAGUUCUGUGCACAGCAGAAGCUGAGUAAGGAGCGGGCCGAGCGUGCGGUGGAGCGGGCGCUGCAGGUGGACACCCAGCGGGAGGGCACCCUCGUCAGCCUGGCCAAGGAACAGGCAGAGCUGAAGCUCAGGGCAAGUGAGCUCCGGGCCAAAGAGGACCAGCUGGCGGCCGAGAGGGAGGCUCUGGAACAGGAGCGCCGGGAGCUGCGGCUGGAGAAGGAGAGGGUCAGCGCCGCCGCCCAGCGCAUCAGGCUGCGCGCUGAGGAGGUGGAGAGCAUGAGCCAGGUGGCCUCGCAGAAGUACGAGGAGGGGGAGCGGGCCCUGCGCGAGGCCCGGCAGGUGCAGGCGGAGCAGCAGGCCCGGCUGCAGCUGGUGCAGCGGCAGCAGGAGCAGCUGCGGCAGCAGGAGCGGCACGUGCACCAGGAGAAUCUGAGUCUGGCCCAGCAGCGGCUGCAGCUGGAUCGUAUCCGACAGGACCUGCCCUCCGGGCCCGUGGGGCUGCUCUCCAGGGCCCAGGGCUCGGCAGCCUCUGGUCUGAGUGCCAUCAUGGCUCCUGUUCCCCCGGCUCCUCAGUGCAGCCAGCUGCCAGCCAGCCUGGGCCCCUCGCACCUCUACGCCAAGCUGGUGCUGCUGAAACACACAGCUGAGCAGGACCGUGACUUCCUGGAGAACGAGCAGUUCUUCCUGGAGACCCUGAAGAAAGCCUCCUACAACGUGACGUCGCAUUCAGCCUGAAGGCCCCACUGCCUCCUCAGCAGAGGCCUGACUCUAGAACCGUCCCACUGCCCACUGGCCUCCAGCGCCGAGCAGGGGGGCCAGCCCAGGGCCUGAUUACAGCUCUUCCUGUGGACAGGGUGCCAGCGCGUUCUUUCCGACACUCCGGCCCGUGCGGAGGCAGGCAGGCGCCCCCGUGCCUCUCAGACUCCCCAGGAGGCAGCAGCCUCUGGGGACACGCGAGGCUGAGGACAUCUCAGCCCCACGACACCGUCAGCGACGGCAUCGGUGCUCCAGCCCCGCAGACGUCCGGCUCAGGGCCCAGCGUCUGACUGGGCUCUGUGGGCCCCUCGGCCCCUCAGCCCAUCGAUGGUCUGGGGAUCUUUUCGCCUGGGCCUCUUCUGAGGCGGGGGGUCUUCUCGACUCCCUUGCCACAAGGAGUCUGCUGCCCUCCCUGCCUGAGAGGCCAGCAGAGGGAGCGCCGGGUCUCCUCCCUGAUGGGGACAUAGAGUCAGGCCGCAAAUUUUCAAGAGCCUUCUAGCCUCCUGGCCAAGGGAGUGGGAGGUGCUGCAGGGGCAGGAAGGGCGCUGUGCCCAGAGGCUUUUACCUCACAGACUGACCUGCCCUUGGGACUCAGCCAGCCCUUCUUGCUCCCAAGCUGGCACACAAAGCCCCCGCCUUGUUCCCAGCUGCCGCGGCAGCGGACUCACCAGCACAGACGCUGGCCUCAUCGGCGUCUUCUAAUGCGCUCCGCAGAGGCAAAGAGGGGGCUGCGGGUGACAGUGAGGUGUGGGGAGGGACAGAAGGCUUUUCUCCAUGCUGUUCACUUGCCACAAAACCCCGGCCAGUGGGAACAAAGAUGACAGAGCAAGAGCCCCUGCCUUGGAGGAUACAGAGCGCCGAGGACCAUGAGGGGCCGCACCCCGGCUGCUGUCCCGGGUGGGGGGCUCCGCCCUUCUCCACGUGUGGGCAGAGGGCCAAGGCCGGCCAGAGGGGUGCCAGGAGAGGGGUGGGAGGAUUGGUAGUUGUCUCCUGCAGACCCAAGGACUCAACUAAUAAAAUCACAAUUAACCUCUAGAGCGGCUUCUCUCACCUCCCAUCAGAGGGGACCGUCUGGGGAGCAGGAAGGUGGUGGAGGAGAGGGUAGUGCCGAGUGGGGUGUGAGCGGGCACAGGUGCAUCUCUGCUCUGUUAGAGCAGCUUGCAGAGGGAGCUCAUUUAUAUACAGCCUCUUGGACCCACUAAAUUGCUAUGUUCUUUUUCUUUUUUUUGGCCGUGAGGCUUGUGGGAUCUUAGUUCCCCAACCAGGGAUUGAACCCGGGCCCUCAGCAGUGAAAGCUCAGAGUCCUAACCACUGGACUGCCAGGGAAUUCCCUAAAUUGCACUAUUCUUAAUGAUUGGAUUCUUAGAAUCUGCCAUGGCUCAUCAGAGUUUGAACCUAUUUCUUGGAAAUGUUUGCUCUGUAGGGCUGUUAUUUGCUGUAAUAACUCUCCAGCCCCAUACUCCCCUGGCUGGACCACAAGCAGGAGAAGGGUGCGAUUAUCACCCCUACUUCGCAGAUGAAGGGACUGAGACUCAGAGGUUCAAUAAUCUGCCGAAGGUGACGCAGCAAACAGCAGAACCUGGAUUUGAGUUCUGCUUGGACAGAUUCCAAAGCCCCAGGCGCUCAGCCACAUCACUGCUAGCUCCUUCUAGAAAAGCUGCUGCACACGGUGCUUCUGUGAAGUAGAAGAUCCCCGAGCCGCUGCGUGGGGUGGUGCCCACACAGAGGAGGGAAGCAUUCGCGUCCCAUUAGAAGCCUUGUCGAAGCUUGGAAUUCAAUCCUCUCAACACACACUUAACGAAUUCCCACCUGUGUGAAGGGCCGGAGGUGGGUCUAAGGUUGGGCCCAGCCUGGGAGCAGCUGGCAUUUAAGCAGUCACCUGACAGAUAUGUGGGCGAUCACAGGCACAUAUUGGGGGAGGGUGCAGGGAGACCCAACAGGAAUGAGUUUAGAAUUAGGGGGCAGGUCGACGAGGCUCUGUUUACCUUGUUAAAGUUUGAAUUUUUAUCUUCAGGGCAAUGGGUAUUCAUUGAAGGGUUUGUUGUUUUGUUUGUUUGUUUGUUUUUGCGGUACGCGGGCCUCUCACUGUUGUGGCCUCUCCCGUUGCGGAGCACAGGCUCUGGAUGCGCGGGCUCAGCGGCCAUGGCUCACGGGCCCAGCCGCUCCGCGGCACGUGGGAUCUUCCCGGACCGGGGCACGAACCCGUGUCGCCUGCAUCGGCAGGCGGACUCUCAACCACUGCGCCACCAGGAAAGCCCCAUUGAAGGGUUUUAAACAGGGUGGAACCAUCUUUGUGUUUUAGAAAAAGUACUGUGGCUCUGGGUGGAGAACAGACCAACCGGAGUGGGGCAAGAGUGCGGGCAGGGAAGCGGGCAGAAGGCUGUCUGCCGUGGUAUAGGGGAGACGGGACAGUACAGCACCGGGCGUGGCACUGAGGGACCUGGUGCCUGACAUGCAGGCAGGGUCAGGAAGGAAGAUGUGUCGAGGACGACCCCCAGGUUGCUGUCCUGGGCAACUGGGUGCCCAUGGAACAGCCAAGUAGACACGUUCCACGGCCACUUAGUUACGGUGACACAUCACCCAGUGCCUGUAACUGCUCUGGAUCCCUGUCACUGGCGUUGAGGUGUGGCAGGUGGCUUACACACCCCCUUUUCAUUAACGUUCUCCCACGCCACAGGUGGAAGACGGCUGCACACAGGAGUGAGUGUUAACGUAUCUGCUGAUCUUUCUUUUUCCCUUCAAAAUUAUAAACAACUCCUCAAGGUCAUAAACCCAGAUGUUCCCUGUAGAAAGAGAAAUAUUGGUGGAAAGUAAUGAUGAUCAAAGACACUGGCUGGACUAAUACUUCCAGUUUCAAGAGUUAUUCAUGUUUAUUAUUUGCCUCAAGUUGAUACCAGUGGGAAUCCCUGCUAGGCCUUUCAAACAGUUAAAAUCCCAGCAAGCCCCAUUCUUAGAGGGUUCUAGGACAGCGAGAGAACAGGAGUGUUUUUCAAAAGUAAGGAAUAAUGGACAAAUAACAGUCAUCUGAUUGACUAGCAAGCCCUGUGCCUCUGCCCCGGAGGUCCCAUGAGUCUUCAUCUCUAGAGGGGCAGGCUGGGGUGGGGGUGGGUUUAGAGGCAUGUAGAAGAGGAUUCAGAAACAAAAGGAGAAGAUAAAAUAGCAAAGGAGGCCAGAUUCAAACACACGCAGGACAUCAAGCAUACAGGAACCCCUGUGCUCCUCCCGGCCUGAGGCACAGUCCUGGUCUGCUCACAACCUUCAGCUCUGCUCUUCCAUCAGCAGAAUUUCACAAAUUAAUAAGCAGUGCCUCCAGGAACUUCCCUGGGGGGUCCAGGGGUUAAGACUCCACGCUUCCACUGCAGGGGGUAUGAGUUAGAUCCCCGGUCGGUCGGGGAACUAAGAUCCCACAUGCCACACGACGCGGCCAAAAUAAUAAAAUAAGUAACAUCUGAAUAAAAAUGAAAAUAUUAAAAAUAAGCAAUGACUGGGUCUUACGGGCCUUAACGUACAGUAGCUGCGCACUGAUGGGUGAGUUGGCAGUGACAGUGGGUUUAGCUGUUUGGUUGCUGUUUAUGAAAACCAAAUUCAAGGUGUGGCCACUUCCUGCUGAAUUAAGAGACCCCGCCCCCCCAUGCCAUUUCAGUGUGAAUGUGAGGGUCAAGCUUCUGCUAGUACCAGAGCAACUGAAUGGGUCAGCAGCCCUGGUUGAGACAUCAGGGAAGGCGUCCUGGAGGGACCACUUCACGGGGCCUAGGAGGUAGCCAAGCAACAGGGGGAAAGGUAAGGAGUGCAAGGCAGAAGAAACAGCAUGUGCAAAGGUCCGGUGCCAGGGGGAGAAAAGUGCUAAGUAAGUGAAAAAUGUGAAACCGAGUCCCUGUAAAACCAUGUUCCCUUACCGAGUUUAUGAUUAAUCUCUCUAUCCAAAACUUUAUUCCCUUUCUUAUCCCCUCUGAUCUCAAUCCUGUGCUAACUGAACAGUAACCAACCAGAGUCAGAUGACUAAAACUGCUGCUGUUGAUAACAUCGUUAAUGUACUAAAAUUGCUAUUAUUAUAGAUAUCUCUAUUCAUGUGCAAACUCAGGCCGUUUCUCCAGGGCAAGAUGAGCUCACAGACCCCCAAGCCAUGGACUACCUGGCCAGAGAGUCGUAAACCAGAAACAUCCUGAUUCCCAAAACUUUGAUUAAGAAAUGUAGGGACUAAAAAAUAAAAAAAUAAAUAAAAAUAGAAAAUAAAAAAAAAAGAAAUGUAGGGACUUCCCUGGUGGUCCAGUGGUUAAGACUUCGCCUUCCAAUGCAGGGGGUGCAGGUUCCAUCCCUGGUCAGGGAGCUAAGAUCCCAAAUGCCUUGCAGUCAAAAACCAAAACAUAAAACAGAAGCAAUAUUGUAACAAAUUCAAUAAAGACUUUAAAAGUGGUCCAUAUUAAAAAAAAAAUGUCAAAAAAUGAUGAUUAACCCCAGCUUCCUUUUUCCUCCCCUAAAAAAACCCCCACAAAACAAAACUCAAAGACCAAGUUGGGGUGGAUCUGAGGUUUGUCUCCCACUCCCUUGCUUGGUGUCCUGC